Hypanus sabinus (Atlantic stingray) is the source of this 9716-nucleotide messenger RNA. RefSeq names its product endothelial cell-selective adhesion molecule-like. Gene Ontology annotation, molecular function: cell-cell adhesion mediator activity. Gene Ontology annotation, biological process: homophilic cell-cell adhesion. Gene Ontology annotation, cellular component: plasma membrane; adherens junction. Lineage: Eukaryota; Metazoa; Chordata; Chondrichthyes; Myliobatiformes; Dasyatidae. The record is from RefSeq and is a predicted model, not a curated record. The coding region runs from base 406 to 1617 and encodes 403 amino acids. The transcript has 7 exons.
UUAACCACCGGGAAGCAAGCAGUCCCGGUUCUUCUCAGUUUGCAGGUGCACGGAGAGUGACAGAUCAAGGGUCCGCCGCACAGCCAAUCCCUCGCUGCCUGUGUUGAUUAACAAGUGGCUUUCGGGCGGCGCGUAGUCCGGCAGGUAGGGGUUUGAUUGACAAUCGUCUGCCGGCAAUUGGAGGCUGCAACCAUUGCUCUGGGGCAUCAGAGGCAGAGCUGAUGUUAGGCAUCCUCGCUCUCAGCCUGGUUUAAUUGCAUCAGUGCAAGUUACCCGAGGUCCCGAAUUAAUACAAGCCGUGUUAUUUGCAAGCUUCUUCACCAAGCGAUUACCUUGCAGGAAACUAAUACGAAGCUGCCUGUUUGUUCCUCUGAGACAUUAAGAUAUUAAAUCCGAGGAAUCGCCAUGGAUGUAAUGAAAUUGACACUCUUGUUCCUAGUGACGGUAACUAUAAGUGACGAUGUGGUAUCACAAGAAUUUGAGUUAGAGAUGCCGAGAAUACAGCAGGUCUCUAUUGGCAAUACCGUUGUUUUGACCAGCCGGAUCACCGCAGGCCCAGCAUACCUUAAUAUCACCUCUGUGAUUUGGACCAAAGAAACGUUAGGAGUGAUCGUGAUGUAUUCCAGCAACCAAAUUUCAGUAGAACCUCAAUACCGAAAGCGUGUUAGUUUCCUGCAUUCAAAGCCAACCAGGGAUGUCUCCAUAUAUAUCAACAACACCAAGUUAGAUGAUUCAGGUCACUACACUUGCACUGUAGUCUCUGCAAAUUCUGGGUUAAUGAAAAACGGAAUAACCAACUUGUCCGUGCUGAUACCACCCUCCACUCCAAAAUGCAGUAUCAAUGGAAGCAAAUUUGUUGGUCAUAAUGUGACCCUGACCUGUCAUUCAUCAAAUGGCAAACCGGCCCCUACCUACACUUGGCAACGGACCAGUCCCAAGCCGCAGUCUUUUAAUCACCCCAUCCACAAUUCCCAAAUGGGAACUCUAAUAUUGAGGAACAUCACCAAGGAGAUGUCUGGAUUGUACACUUGCUCAUCCAUAAAUUUAGCGGGGAAUGCAUCAUGCUCUAUACAGAUGGAGGUGAUAACUUCCAAUAAUGCAUGGGUCAUCGCUGGGGCUGUGAUUGGGGCACUCCUCGGAACAUGUUUGCUGGUCGCUAUCAUUGUUUUCUACUGCACGUAUCAAAGCAAGAGGGCACCAGAAAAGGAGGAAAACCUAGCCAAUGAGAUAAGAGAGGACGCCCAGUCACCGGUAGGAAACAUAUGGAUUAAGAAUGACCUAAUCUCCAAAAAUGGCACCCUGUCUUCUGCGAAUAGCACAAUGCGUAGCUACAAACCCUACCCCAACAAGCCACCAUCAUAUGCUGCUUCAACUAUCACUGCACUGGAUGCUGGCAGCACUGGAAGUUGCAGCCGUCCAAAGCACCCCCAAAAGUCAGAUUACGCAAUGACAUCCAGUUCUCACCGCUCUAGUCCUUCAGCUAGGGAUAAUAGAGCUCAGCUGCAGGCACCAAAACAGGAACCCGCACUGCCCUCGAUGACUUCAUCCAAUCUUGCCAGAAUGGGGGCUGUGCCAGUGAUGGUGCCAGCCCAGAGUCAAGUCGGAUCUCUGGUCUAGGAGCAGCUUGGCAUGGAAAUGCUGCAGUAAUUUCCCUCUGAUUACCAAAGAACAGGAUUCAGAUAAAAGCUAUUUGUGGAGAAAUGUUACAGUACAAUAUAGAUUGUAAACAAUGACCUGAAGUCUUACAACUGUUUUUUGAAAAUUUUACAACUAGUAAUCUAAAGAAUCCAGGAGUAAAACAUUCAGUCGAUUGAUGAACAGGAGAACAUUUUUACCUUGAUAUUCUACUAACAUUUCAAACAAAAUAGUUUCUCAAGUCUGAAUCUUUAUAAUCUUAGCUCUGGUUCUGGUUGUUCUCAUCUUAUCCUGACACCUAACUAGUAUUCCUAAAACAUCUCAAUUCAAUAUAUAGCUUGUUUUAAAGAAAAUUUGUUCACAAUUUUAGUUCUGCCCAUAAAAGGUACUGAAAAAGUGCAUUUGCUAAUCCUCAUUGAGGAGGAAUUCAGACUGGCUUAACACAAGAAAGACACGGCUACUGCUUUACAUCAUAAUGUCUCUUUCUUUGAUUCAGUUAACAUUUUCUCCUUUGUAACAUUAUUUCUCUCGUCCUAUGUUAUGAAUUCACAGCAUGACAACCAGGAUAGAAUGCACUUGUCAGUGCCACUUCACCUUUGAGUUGAAGCCAUCCUUGGCUGUAGAAAGCUGAGAGAUGAUUGGAUCAAAGCGAUUUUAAAAAAUUGGGUUGAAGACCCUACAGUAUAGUUAAAGGAAAAGCUAUUUCUUGCUGUAGAAAUUGAGAACAAGGCAAUAUAAUUUCACUGUUGAAGCCAAAUUGGGAAGUUCUUUGACAUACAAAGGUGUAUGAAUCAGGAACUACCUCUGUACAUUGGGGCAAUUGAUCUUUUAAAACCGAGUUUAGCUGAUUGUAGUUGCAAAAUGGUAAAGUGGGGUCAGGUUCGGACCAAAUUGAACUGUAAAGUCCAUUUGAGGACUAAUUGGUGUGCUGUUCUCACUUGUGAAGUUUAACCAUCUGAAUGUAGAGAACAGCCUGUUUCAAUUGCAUUGGCUGCCUUCAGAGGGAAGUAUAAACUUUGGGAAUCGGGGCAUGAAAUGGAAUAUUGACAUCAGUCUCAAGAAAGUCAUGGAAUGUGGAUCGUUGGUCACGCUUCAUCUUGUGGCUUGGGACUACCUUGUUGGUUCAUGUAAGUUUUCAUGAACUUAAUUAUUCAGCUACACCACAGCCUGUGUUGGAAAAUAUAAUAUCUUGUAUAAGCAGAGUGCAUAGUCGACCCAGCUAGUCCAAUUAAACGAAGUAUUUUGAGAUGUUUGGAAUAGCAAAUUGCUUAUCUGCCAUUACUCAUGAAAUGCAGUGACAGUUAAAGAAAUAACUGACAAUUCUUAAUGAAUGUAUUUCCACAAGGAAUAAAAAAGCAACACUGGAAAAUUAUAUAAAUGGGAACAUUUUAAACAUCAUCCACGGAUGAAUCAAGAAAUAGAUAAGAGGAAGUAAACAGAACUUGAGGGUAAAUUAAUUAGAAUAAAAUGAUCCAAAUACAUAAACAGAAAGUCAUUAGCAUAAGCUAACAUUAAAAGGCAGAUGCAGGAAAAAUGACAACAGGGAAUAAGGAAAUGGCAGAAACACUAAAGCAAGUAUAUUGCAUUAAUUUUCACAGUAAAAUGCACAGAAUUUAUCAUUGUGGCCGGGGGGUGGGAUGGAGGGUCAGAAAUCUGACGAGACUGAGAAAUAUAACAUAAUAAAUAUUAGGAAAGGAAAAAAUCAAAUUACAAACAACAAAUUCAUUAGUCUUGAUGUCUUACAUCCAAGGGGUUUAAGUAGACAAAGAGCAGCUACGUUGAUUUUGCUUCUCGAGGUUGGCCCCAUGAAUUGGAAGGCAGCAAAUGCUCAAGGAAUGAGAGAAAAGAACAAUGGAGAGUAAUAAACCAGUUAGUCUGACAUCACCAAAGAGAGAACACUAACACCAGAAUGCAUUAUUAAGAUGGGUUCAUGGCACUUAGGCAAUCGAUAUAUUAUUCAGAAUCAGCUUGCCAUUAUGGAAAAAGAAAUUGAGUUAACAAAUCUACCCAUUGUUUGAGGAUGAAACUAAUAGGGAUACAACCAACAAAUUUUUGGGAAGUACUUUGUUAAUGUGCCAAUAAUUGGUUAUUACACAAGACUCUGCUGCCUUGCAGCCAUACCUACCCAUGGGAAAGGCUUCUGGAGUAAACCCCGAGGAAGAAAUCCAGAGCUGGGGUCCCUAAGGCAGUUUGAUGUUGUUUACAACUUCACUCUGGCACCCUCUGCGAUGACACUGGUGCCGAGCUGUAUCGGCGCUUGCCCUUCCCUUGGACUACAUCAGUGACAUGGAGAGGGGGUUCCCGCUGCAUGGGCAACAGCCGGUCCUUCAAAUCUUCCUGCCUGGACACAGUCCACCAGUGGUGCAAACCCAUGAUCCCCUGGGAUCGAUGGCUACUACUUCUACACAAGACUCAUGGGAGUUGGGGAAUAUAUAAACAAGGACUGGUUAAUGGAAAGAGGGUUAAGAGAAUAAGGUGAAUUACAAUAUAGCAAUGUGAAAGUAGCUAAUUUCUUCAAGGACCGAUUCUUGGGCCUAAACCAUUUAAAAAACUAUUGUGAACAACCCAACUAUAAUGCAAUGAUACAAAGCUUGGUGGGAAAGUAAGUUUUAUUGAGAUUGAGAUGGAUUUGGAGCAUUCUUAUUUGAAACAGAGAAAGCAAAUAGGAAAGUAAAUAGUCUUGAGACCUGAUGCUACGUCCUUUUCAUCCCAGGAGCCACUCCAGAGAUCUCAGGACUGCAGGAUAAAUACUGUGCCUUGAAAAACUUUCAUACAUAUGGUAUUCAUAUGUUGAAUAUUUGUGUAUUAUGUGUGCAUUGAUCUUUAUUGGAAGGUGCUUUAGUUAUGGUCGUGGCAAGGUUCCAUUCCCUCUCUUUCCAGUCCUGUUAACGGGUUUUAGCCUGGAAUAUUCACAGUUCAUUUCCCUCCAUAGAUGAUGCCUGACCCAUUGAGUUCCUCCAGCAUUUUAUGUCUGUUGAUCCAGAUUUCCAGCAUCUGUGGUCUCUAAUGUUUCAGGACUUGAGAUAGGGUCUCAAUCCAAAGUGUCAACUGUUUAUUCCUCUCCAUUGAUUCUGCCUGACCGGCUGAGUUCCUUUAGCACUUUGUCUGUGUAAGUGAACCUGACAGAAGCCUUCCAGAUUUGAAUACUUGCAUAGAUAAAUCCAUUCAUCCCAAUGCUGCAUUUAUUCCUUUCAGAUGAUUUCCACCACUAGAGAAAGCCUUGACAUUUAAGGAACAUUGCCACAUUGAUCUCUUGCUAAUGACAGGACAGGAUAUACAGUGUGUCAGUACUGAUGCUUAUCUCCUGCAUUUCCUCAGCUCUUCUAGUCAAUGGGGAUUUGCUUCCCAGCCAAACAAAUAAUAUCUUAAAAUAAUUAUGCAUUUACAGUAUGUUUGGAGAUUGUUUAUUACUUAUAAUUGUGUUUUACAUGGUAUCUGAUUUGUCCUUUAGAAUGUUUUUGGCUUGCUAUUUCCCAUUUCCCCUAGGCGCCCAGUAAUUAUUAAAACUUUUUUUGUUAAACAAGAAAUGUUUUUGUGAAGUCACAGGUCAGGGUCCGUCAGAAGCUAGAGACAUGGGUGGGGGAUGAAAUGAGAAGCUGGGAGGUUAUAGGUGGGAAGAGGAGAUAAGUGAUAUGCUGAAGAAGAAGGAAUCUGAUAGGAGAGGGCAGUAGACCAAAGGGGAGCACAAACCUUGUCCGGUGUCUGUGUAGAUCAGAAAUUCAGAUGUAUAAUCUCUAUAGUUUUCCAAAUAUCAACAUCAUUUCAUGCUCCAAUUUCUUAAGUACACGAUUUCCAAGGUGAAAGGUGAUGUGGUUAGGUAUAAUCAUUGAAAUAGGUCAACAUGAAACAUCCUGAUUGCUAGCCAUUUUAAUUCCCUUUCCCAUUCCCACAUUGUCUGUUCUUUGGUUCAUCCACUACCAGGCUGAGGCAAAUUGGAGGAGCAGCACUUCAUAUUCUAUGCCUUUGUUAGAAGGUAGAACAGUACACCGUAGGAACCUUUGUCACACUACAUAUGCACAAACCAUCAUGCCAAAUUGGACUAAUCCCAUCUGCCUGCCUGUUUCUUAUCUGUUCAUGUGUCUGUCUAAAUGCCUCCUAAAUGUUAAUAUUGCGUCUGCUUCCAAUCCAUGGCAGUGUGUUUCUGGCACCUACCACUUUCUGUGUUUAAAAGCAAGCAUUUCAAAUCUUCUUUGAACUUUCUCUCAUGUUAAAGGCUAUCUCCGUUUGCCACAUAUACUUUGCAACAUCGAAACAUACAGUUUAAUGUGCUGUUAUGCGUCAAUGACCAAGACAAUCUGAGGAUGUGCUGGGGGCAACCCACAAGUGCCAGCACACUUCUGGUACCAACUUUGCAUGCCCACAGCUUACUAACCCUAACCCAUACAUCCUUGGAGUAAGGGAAGAAACUGGAACCCCACAAGGUCACAGGGUGUAUGUAGAAACUCCUUACAGGCACUAGUGGGAAUUGAACCCUGAUCGGUGCUUGCUGGUUCUGUAAAGCGAUGCACCAACUGCUAUGCUGCAGUGCCCUCUAGCAUUUGAAAUUUCCACCAUGCGAGAAAGACUCUGUCUAUCCAUCCUGCCUAUGCCUCUCAUAAACACAGAAGAUUCUGUGGAUACUAGAAAUCAAGAGAGAUCUUUCAUCAGUCCUGCAUUUUGUUUGUGUUGCAAUGCCUCUCAUAAUUUUAUGUACUCCUAUCAGGUCAUCCCUCAAACUCUGAUGCUCAGCAGAAAACAGCACAGGCUUGGCCAAACUCUCCUUUUAUCUAACAGACUUCAUUCUAAGCAACAUCCUGAAGAACCCCUUCUGCCUCCUUUCCAAAGCCUUCACAACAUUCCUAUGGUAACUUGUCUCUUUUGAAAGUGCUCUUCAUAGUCUUUAUCCAAAAUCUUGUAAAUCUUCCCAUUUGAUCAGAUGUCCAAGUGUCUUUCAAAAUAGUCAGUUACAUCUGAUUCCACCUAACUUUCUGAAUUUAUAUUAUAUAAGAAAUUAAGAUAUCUCCGCUUGCUAAAAAUCAAUGUCUUCAGCAUAGCACUUGUACUAAUGAAAAUUGUCUCAGCUUCCUUAAAUCAAUUAAAACCUUCAUGUUUAGAAUCCCUCUCUUCAAGAGUGGCAUGGUAGCGUAGUGGUUAGCGUAACACUUUACAGUACAGGAGAGCCGGCAUAAGGAGUUUGUAUGUUCUCCCUAUGUUUUCCUGCGGGUGCGCUGGUUUCCUCCCACAGUCCAAAGACAUAACCGUUGGUAGGUCAUUGUAAAUUAUCCCCUGAUUAGGCCAGGAUUAAAUCGGGAGAUUGCUGGGCGGUGUGGCUCCAAGGCCCCCAAUGGCCUGUAUCAUGCUGUAUCCAAAUAAAUCAAUCUCCUUAUUUGCCUCUUCUUGACAAGAAUAGAGUCUUAAUCCUACCGAUAACCCACCUCCCCAAGACACAUGAAUGUCUUCACAGGUACAAACUUCAACAUAUUGCAGGAAAUUCCCCUUUAAUUCUAUAUGGCUAUGAAGCAGGCUCCAAGGACAAUACAAUUAUAAGAGUCUCCUGAUAGCUGAUGUUAGAAUUUAUUGAAAAUCUGAAUUACUAAAUACCAUCACUUGUUUAAGAUGUGUAGCUCUUUUGGGCUUAAGUUUAACUUUAAGAUAUGUGUAUACACCUUGCGUAUAAUGUUGGCUUCAGAAACUGAACUCAGCCCAAAAAACAUGCACAUUAAGGAAAGACUUGCAAAGCAUUUUGGUCUGAUUCUGAGAUAAGGACGUUCUGCACACAUUUUUUGAUGAGAGGAGUGAUUAUGAGAAUUUGGAAUAUUGUGCAUUUAUUUUAACUAACUCUUGCAAGAUAGAUAAUGAAUGCUAAAUGGCCUGUAUGAUUCCAAUAGGAGGAUAAUCCCUAUUUGGUAGGAUAAUCCCUAUUUAAUAGGAUGAAAAGUCCUUACUAGAUGUGACGCCAACAACCUGUGUUAAUAUACUCUGUCAUUAACAUGCAAAGCUAUUAAAUAUUAAUAUGUAAAGUCAUUAUCCUAGCAUGGUUUGCUGUCUCUAAAAGGGGCACUAACUAAAUGUGACUGUGAAGGACUAAUACUUUGCUGUCUAGUUAACUAAGACUGCAUUUCAGUUGACAGUUGGUUAGGCAGAGAGCAUGUUCCCUAGAGUUCUGAAAAUUGCUUUUUGCUAAAGCAGAAGCUUACCUGCCAGGAUAAUGAAGAACAAGAGUCUCUAGAGGCCAUGAGCUCCAUCAAAAUUGUCACUUCUAAAUUUAAAUGAUGGACUCUUACAGUUUAUAGAAGAUCACAGGGCCCAUCAUACCUUUUCGAAGAGCUGCUCGCUCUCUAUUCACAAUGCUGCAUUUAAUUCUUCCCAUUUAAUUAUACUGUGUAAACAAGUUACUUUCUAAAUGUUCUGUUUUAUCAGAUUCCACUAUCGUUUCAGACUGCAUAUUGUUAUAGGAAACAAAAUUCAAGAUUCAAGACUUUCAUGGUAGAGGGGAGAAAAGUAUGUAAAUAUUGUGAACUGCAGAUGCCUGCAGAUAAUGUGAUGAGUAAUGGUUACCAUUAACAAAUUGCUAAUGGUAAGUUCAAUACUAAAGAACUUCUGUUUUCUUUAAUCCUGAGCUUGGGCUUUCUUGCAUUUUGAAAUUAAAGACAAUAUAAUAGUAGAUGAUUUUCAGGGUUAUAUGCCUUGGUAGAGUGGAACCGUUCGCUUCUCUUUGUGCUUAUAGUUACAUACAUGGAAGUUACAUUGGAGACAUCUGUUGCCUAAAUGAGUCCAGGUAGUAGUUUUGUCUUUAACAUGGGGUAGCUCUCUAAGGCUUCUUGCUUUUCCUCUUCCCACAUUUCCUAGAUCUUUCCAUUCCUUUUCCUUUCAACUGCCUAUAUAAUCUAAUAGAUGACAUGGCCCCUGUUUUAUUUACUAACUUCAGUGAUAAAUACUCAUCACCUAUGUUAUUUUGAAGCCUCUGAAUGUGCUUGACUGAUUCCAGGAAGCUGUCAUUCAUUUCCUAUUCUAGCAGAGAUUAGGUACCAAUCGACAAGAACAAGUAUUUUUUAAAUGAGUGGUCUAUGUACAGUACCCAGAUUGAAGUAUCCAUCUGUACUGAGGGACAGAAUAUUUCCAGAUUUCUGGAGAAAGACUUUUAAUUCAGAUACAGUAGCAUCAUACUGUGUUAGUUUUGUUGUACAUCACUAUGCUUUCCAGUAGAAAAUUGUAAUGUUUAUUGCUAAUCAUGAGAUCAUUCAACAAUAUGCUUUUUGUUUGUUAGUACCACAAGACCAGGGACUUGUUACUUUAAUAUAAUUGAUAUCUUAAUCCCAGUCAAACAAAACAGGCAGGAAUCCUAAUUGUGACUCUGCCAGAGUCUCGUUUCUGUGACUACACUGAUAGAUCCAGAGAUUGCUUCUUUGGCCCUGACUAAAAUCUUUACAAGGAUUUUAAUUGUAAACCAAAGGAUGAAAUCUGUGGUACAGGAUAGUUUGAAAAGGGAUAAAGUAAAUUAAUGUGGGUGUUUUGUGCCAAGUUUCAAAAAUGAAGAAAACCAGGAAUCAAGGAAGACGUGUCCCACAAUUGUAAGAAGCCAAAGAACUAUUUACUGUAUGUUUACUGACUAACAUUUUUUAGAUCAAACAGACUGGCUAACUUUAUGAUAUGUACAGUUCAAACAGAGUGGGUUGUGGAAUGCCAUGGUCGUGAGACGGGGAAAGACUAACCUGGCCCAACAAGCCCGUGGAUGACACUGUUAACCUGAGGGUGACCACAGAACAGUGAUUGACAUCUGAUGCACUCUGCUUACACUGAUACCUGAUGACAUUAUUACAUAUGAUAAGGAUGGAUUUUACCUCACACUGCAUGCAAUGAGUGUUAAAAUUGUAAUUCUGCUUUUAUCAGUAGUUUUGUUUUUGUAUUGAUACUUGUAUUUAAUGGAAAACACUUUAGAUCAACCUGGCUGAAGUCAACAGGAAUGCAUCUUUGUUAUUCUGACAUUACCAGGCCUCUCCAGAAAUGGAUAAGAAUGAUUUGUAUCAACAUUUUUUGGAAUUUUAUUCGCGGGUUGGAUUAUUUGUUCAGUCUAUAUUAAUAAACUCUGAACUACAUGCCAA